This is a messenger RNA of Globicephala melas (long-finned pilot whale), 6450 nucleotides long. It is a transcript of the gene BCR, whose product is annotated as BCR activator of RhoGEF and GTPase. Gene Ontology annotation, biological process: protein phosphorylation; intracellular signal transduction; positive regulation of GTPase activity. Gene Ontology annotation, molecular function: guanyl-nucleotide exchange factor activity; GTPase activator activity; protein serine/threonine kinase activity. NCBI's taxonomy places the organism in Eukaryota, Metazoa, Chordata, Mammalia, Artiodactyla, Delphinidae. Gene Ontology annotation, cellular component: membrane. The record is from RefSeq and is a predicted model, not a curated record.
CCCCGCGGCAGCCGGGCGGCGCAGGUGAGGCCGGCCGCGCCAUGGUGGACCCGGUGGGCUUCGCCGAGGCGUGGAAGGCGCAGUUCCCGGACUCGGAGCCGCCGCGGAUGGAGCUGCGCUCGGUGGGCGAUAUCGAGCAGGAGCUGGAGCGCUGCAAGGCCUCCAUCCGGCGCCUGGAGCAGGAGGUGAACCAGGAGCGCUUCCGCAUGAUCUACCUGCAGACACUGCUGGCCAAGGAGAAGAAGAGCUACGACCGACAGCGCUGGGGCUUCCGGCGCGCGGCGCAGCCCCCCGACGGCGCCGCCGAGCCCCGCGCGCCGCGCCCCCAGCCCGCGCCAGCCGACUGUGCCGACCCGCCGCCCGCCGACGAGCCCGAGGCCCGGCUCGACGGGGAGGGCUCCCCGGGCAAGGCCAGACCCGCGGCCACUCGCAGGCCCGGGGCCGCCGCUCCCGCGGACCACGACGACCGCGGGCCCCCCACCAGCGUGGCGGCCCUGCGUUCCAAUUUCGAGAGGAUCCGCAAGGGCCCUGUCCAGCCGGCGGCAACGGACGCUGAGAAGCCCUUCUACGUGAACGUCGAGUUCCACCACGAGCGCGGCCUGGUGAAGGUCAACGACAAAGACGUGUCGGACCGCAUAAGCUCCCUGGGCAGCCAGGCCAUGCAGAUGGAGCGCAAGAAGUCCCAGCAGGGCGCGGGACCCGGCCCUGGGGACCCGCCCAGGCCCUCCUACCGAGGGCGCCUCUCCGAGAGCAGCUGCGGCCUCGACGGCGACUUUGAGGACGCGGAGCUGAACCCGCGCUUCCUGAAGGACAACCUGAUCAACGCCAAUGGCGGCAACAGGCCCCCCUGGCCGCCCCUGGAGUACCAGCCCUACCAGAGCAUCUAUGUCGGGGGCAUGAUGGUGGAAGGGGAGGGCAAGGGCUCGCUCCAGCGCAGCCAGAGCACCUCGGAGCAGGAGAAGCGCCUUACCUGGCCCCGGAGGUCCUACUCCCCUCGGAGCUUUGAGGACAGCGGAGGCGGCUACACCCCAGACUGCAGCUCCAAUGAGAACCUCACGUCCAGCGAAGAGGACUUCUCCUCGGGCCAGUCCAGCCGCGUGUCCCCGAGCCCCACUACCUACCGCACGUUCCGGGACAAGAGCCGCUCACCCUCGCAGAACUCCCAGCAAUCCUUCGACAGCAGCAGCCCCCCCACGCCCCAGUGUCAGAAGCGGCACCGGCAGGGCCCGGUGGUCGUGUCCGAGGCCACCAUCGUGGGCGUCCGCAAGACGGGGCAGAUUUGGCCCAGCGAUGGGGACAGCUUGUCCAGCAGGCUGCUUCAAGACGGCGCCUUCCAUGGAGACGCAGAUGCACCAUUCGGGACGCCGCCGGGGUACGGCUGUGCCACGGACCGGGCCGAGGAGCAGCGCCGGCACCAGGACGGGCUGCCCUACAUGGAUGACUCACCCUCCUCCUCGCCCCACCUCGGCAGCAAGGGCAGGGGCAGCCGGGAUGCACCGGAGUCCACCAAAGUGAGUGAGCUGGACUUGGAAAAGGGCUCAGAGAUGAGGAAAUGGGUCCUGUCUGGAAUCCUGGCUAGCGAGGAGACUUACCUGAGCCACCUGGAGGCGCUGCUGCUGCCCAUGAAACCUUUGAAGGCUGCUGCCACCACCUCUCAGCCGGUGCUGACGAGCCAGCAGAUCGAGACCAUCUUCUUCAAAGUGCCUGAGCUCUAUGAGAUCCACAAGGAGUUCUACGACGGGCUCCUCCCCCGCCUGCAGCAGUGGAGCCGCCAGCAGCGCGUGGGCGACCUCUUCCAGAAGCUGGCCAGCCAGCUGGGUGUGUACCGGGCCUUUGUGGACAACUACGGAGUUGCCAUAGAAACGGCUGAGAAGUGCUGUCAGGCCAACGCUCAGUUUGCAGAAAUCUCUGAGAACCUGAGAGCCAGAAGCAACAAGGAUGCCAAGGACCAAACGACCAAGAACUCUCUGGAAACCCUGCUCUACAAGCCUGUGGACCGGGUCACGAGGAGCACACUGGUCCUGCAUGACUUGCUGAAACACACCCCCUCUAGCCACCCCGACCACCUGCUGCUGCAAGACGCCCUCCGCAUCUCGCAGAACUUCCUGUCCAGCAUUAACGAGGAGAUCACGCCCCGCCGGCAGUCCAUGACCGUGAAGAAGGGAGAGCACCGGCAGCUGCUGAAGGACAGCUUCAUGGUGGAGCUGGUGGAGGGGGCCCGCAAGCUGCGGCACGUCUUCCUCUUCACUGACCUGCUCCUGUGCACCAAGCUCAAGAAGCAGAGCGGAGGCAAAACCCAGCAAUAUGACUGCAAAUGGUACAUCCCGCUCACGGAUCUCAGCUUCCAGACAGUAGACGACGCGGAAGCCACACCCAACAUCCCCCUGGUGCUGGAUGAGGAGCUGGAUGCCAUGAAGAUCAAGAUCUCCCAGAUCAAGAGUGACAUCCAGAGAGAGAAGAGAGCGAACAAGGGCAGCAAGGCCAUCGAGAGGCUGCGGAAGAAGCUCUCGGAGCAGGAGUCGCUGCUCUUGCUCAUGUCCCCCAGCAUGGCCUUCCGCGUGCACAGCCGCAACGGCAAGAGUUACACAUUCCUGAUCUCAUCCGACUAUGAGCGGGCCGAGUGGAGGGAGAACAUCCGGGAGCAGCAGAAGAAAUGUUUCAAGAGUUUCUCCCUCACGUCCGUGGAGCUGCAGAUGCUGACCAACUCGUGCGUCAAGCUUCAGACCGUCCACAGCAUCCCACUGACCAUCAACAAAGAAGGAGGACGGACGCUCACCUCUCUGGUCUCUCGCACAGAUGAUGAAUCUCCCGGGCUCUACGGCUUCCUGAAUGUCAUCGUCCACUCCGCCACUGGCUUUAAGCAGAGUUCUAGUCUGUACUGCACCCUGGAGGUGGAUUCCUUUGGCUACUUUGUAAAUAAGGCCAAGACACGUGUCUACAGGGACACGGCUGAGCCCAACUGGAAUGAGGAGUUUGAGAUCGAACUGGAAGGCUCACAGACCUUGAGGAUACUGUGCUACGAGAAGUGUUACAACAAAAGCAAGAUCACCAAGGAGGACGGCGAGAGUGCAGACAGGAUCAUGGGGAAGGGCCAGGUGCAGCUGGACCCCCAGGCCCUGCAGGACAGAGACUGGCAGCGGACCAUCAUCGCCAUGAAUGGGAUUGAAGUGAAGCUGUCAGUCAAGUUCACCAGCAGAGAGUUCAGCUUGAAAAGGAUGCCUUCCCGAAAACAGACGGGCGUCUUCGGAGUCAAGAUCGCCGUGGUCACCAAGAGGGAGCGUUCCAAGGUGCCCUACAUCGUGCGCCAGUGCGUGGAGGAGAUCGAACGCCGGGGCAUGGAGGAAGUGGGCAUCUACCGCGUGUCCGGAGUGGCCACCGACAUCCAGGCACUGAAGGCGGCUUUUGACGUCAACAACAAGGAUGUGUCGGUGAUGAUGAGCGAGAUGGACGUGAACGCCAUUGCCGGGACGCUGAAGCUCUACUUCCGAGAGCUGCCUGAGCCCCUCUUUACCGACGAGUUCUACCCCAACUUCGCCGAGGGCAUCGCUCUCUCAGACCCCGUGGCAAAGGAGAGCUGCAUGCUUAACCUGCUGCUGUCACUCCCGGAGGCCAACCUCCUGACAUUCCUCUUCCUUCUGGACCACCUGAAAAGGGUGGCAGAAAAGGAGACAGUGAACAAGAUGUCCCUGCACAACCUCGCCACGGUGUUCGGCCCCACGCUGCUCCGGCCCUCGGACAAGGAGAGCAAGCUCCCCCCCAACCCCAGCCAACCCAUCUCCAUGACCGACAGCUGGUCCCUGGAGGUCAUGUCCCAGGUCCAGGUGCUGCUGUACUUCCUGCAACUGGAGGCCAUUCCUGCCCCAGACAGCAAGAGACAGAGCAUCCUCUUCUCCACCGAAGUCUAAAGGCCCAACUCCACCUCCAAAAUGGCGGCAGAACGGCCUGGGAACCUCCGAGGGAAACGGGCUAUCCACAGAGCAGGAACCCAACCUUCUAGAGGAGUCAUUAGGCCACCCCCCAGGGCCAGGUUGCUGCCAAGAGACAACUACCCAAGGCAAAAGGCCAAGUGGCCUGGGCAGUUCCAGGCCCACCUUCGGUGGGGCCUGGGAACUCUGGGCUGGCCUCAGACUGUGAUUUUCUACGCCGCCACCAGAGGGCGCCCCAAGCCAGCCCUCGUGUCUCCGGUCACGGGCCUGGGCGGGACCAGGCAAAGGGAGUGGUAUUUACGCAUUUAACUUAUGAGAGUUUAAAGAUUUCUACUGGAUCACCUGUCGAGAUGCACCCUCUCCAGGGAGAAGGGAACAGGAGCAGAUUCCCUUGGUAUCGUGUCUUGAAUAAAUACUGCUGCUGCUUCGUGCCCAGGGGCCAGGCCCUGUCCAGCGUGGGUGGGGGCGUUUCGAUUUCCCAGACUUAGAAAUUGGACUCCUGUUUGUAACAGGUUUGAAAAGCUAAAUCUACACUGUGUAGCGCUUGACCCCUUUCACCUCCUUUCUUCUUUCUUUCUAGAAGGAUUUGUGCAGAAAUGGGUCUUCUUCCUGUUCUAUCCUGUUGCUUUGUUUUUGCUGAUCACGUGCCCCUCGGAAGGCAGCUCCCUGCGGAGCUGCGUAAUGUCCAGGACCGGACACCAGGGGAGGGAGGCCCAGGCUGCGCACUUUAUGGCUGGUUGUCUAGGGAGAGUGAUCCUGUUCACCAUCCCGACUACCCCACCGGGCACGCACUCUCCUCAUCAGCUCAGAAAGGCCUUGAUCUCUGGCCUCCUCCGGCCUGUGGCCCAUCUACCCCCAAAUCUCCCUUCCCCUAAUCGUGUCCCGCCCCCCCCCCCCCAAGAUCGCUUCAUUCCUCACUCUUUGCUACACACACUCAGCAAACUUUUGUAAAGUUUUCCUCUGGGCGGCGGCAGCUUACCGACAGCUUGUUUUAAACUUUGAUCUGAAUAGCCUUUUGAUACUUGAAUAUUUUUAAGUUUUAUACAUAGUUUCUAAUUUUUUUCCUAACAGAUUCAGAUUCCUAAUAAGAUAUUAGAAUGUACUCUGUGGACAAUCUAUGUCCCAGCGGCAUCUCGUCUUCCUCUAAGCGCCAGCUCUGUUUCCAGCAGGAGCCACUUCUGAAGUCUCCUGAGCAUCUGGAAUUGGGGUUGGGGGGGAAUUAGGAACAGGCUGGGCCGAGGGUAGGGGCUCCCAUCCCGAAGCAGGUGGAAGGACAGAGCCCCCCACGCUCCACACACCUGUGCGGAAGCCAGCAUGCGCCUGGUAACCCUCCUGACCAUCUGACUUAGAGGAAAGAGAACUGGGGAAACCACUAAGUAUUUUGAAGAAACAAGUCUGUGAAGAAUUGCAUCACUUUUUUCAAAAAAGGGAUGAGGGCGAGGAGAGAAGAAACUUCCAUGCUGGACUUGCAGGAAGAGAGGAUGUAGCUGAACCGGAGGAGGGAAGCGGUGGCAUCACUCAGGAAAAGGCGUUUGCUUGUCACGCGAUUAGACCAGUAACAGGUAGCACUGUCCAAGACCCUUCCCAUGUCCCUGGCGGGGUGGGAAGGCUCAGCUGGUGUGUCAGCGGGCUGCUCCUGCCCGAGGUCACGGCACACAGGGGGCCACGUGCCCCCCCAACUCUACCCUCUGCUCACGGACCUGCGGAGCCAGGGACAGAAAAAGAAGUCACUCGAAGGUCUUAAGUCUGCAUACUGUAUUUAUUUAGUUGUACUUUUUUCUUGUGAGGAGAGCAGACCCACAGUUUUAAAGCAGUGCUGCUCUCCUGGGGGAUGAGGGCGGGGAGCAGGGUCUUCUGUGCUUUGCACGUCUCUGGGAUCCAUGGGUUUCCCGGGCCUCCAGUCCCUGGCCUCUUCUGGCCUGGCUUCCCAUCCCCGUCUGGCCCUGCAGGGGGAACACACUUUACUUAGAAAAGCUAGACCUGGCCCCGGUUUCUUUUUCCCUGGAGUCUCAUGAUUUGCGUCUGUCGCAUUGAAACUGGAAAGCAAUCUCUCAGUGUCUGUGCCAAUUUUCGUUCCCUCCCCCCAUCUCCUUCGUCUAUUUGCUUUUUAUUUAUGUAGGAUACGUGGUGUUUAGUGAUGGAACGACCACUCUUUCUUGUUCAGCUGUCAAAGCACUCCUUUGCCGAGCCUCAGUGGUGGUGGUCGCUUUGGGUCGCUGGGCGCCCCUGUCGUCCGUCUGACACUCAGGCCUGAGGGUCGGCAAAGCCGGUGGGCAGGUGAUUACCUGGAGGCCAGACGUGACCUUCCACAAGGCUCAGCCGCUGGACUUGGCAACGAGAAGUGAUGCCUUGCCGUCUGGGCCCUAGGUCUGGGUCUGGAGCCUGAGCAGAGGGCAGCCCAGCCUCGGGCUGCAGGUGGCAGGCAGUCUCUCCGCAGCCACAUGUCUGAGUUUGAGCUCGGCCGUGUCUGUACCACCACAGGGGAAAGGACAGCUGCCACUUUCAUUAAAGUUCCCCGAGACGA